AUGAAGUUCACUACUGCUUCUCUCACUGCCAUUGUGGCCUUCUUUGCGACCGGCUCCGUCGCCAAUGCGGCUGCCAUCAACAACCAAGCCCAGGGUAUGGCUGCUCAGGGUGGCUUUGCUGAGAGUUGCAAGGACUUCGCCAUUCACGCGCGCGAAAUCUCCCACGACACCUACUUUGACAUCGAUGCCAAGUGCGCCGCUCUUAACGACCGAGAGCUCAACACUCGCCUCCAGCUCAGUCUCUGCCUGGCCAACGAUGCUGGCGUCAUAAAGUGGUCCAAGCGUGGCAAGUUCGACAAGUCCUGCAAUGGUUGCACCAUCAAGCAUGUCAGCAAGAAAGAGGUUAGGAUGGGCUGCUGGUGUGAUCUUGUUGUCGGAAAGACAUUCCGUUACACUGAAAUCAACCUUAAUGACGGCAUCCGCAAUGAGGGCGGUCACACCUGGUGUGGUGACGAGAUUGGCACUGCCUGGUAG
This is a messenger RNA of Colletotrichum destructivum, 474 nucleotides long. RefSeq names its product Putative cyanovirin-N. The transcript is spliced from 3 exons. The record is from RefSeq and is a predicted model, not a curated record. Bases 1 to 474 code for a protein of 157 amino acids. Lineage: Eukaryota; Fungi; Ascomycota; Sordariomycetes; Glomerellales; Glomerellaceae.